This is a messenger RNA of Onychostoma macrolepis, 5988 nucleotides long. It is a transcript of the gene zmynd8, whose product is annotated as zinc finger, MYND-type containing 8. The record is from RefSeq and is a predicted model, not a curated record. Bases 1010 to 4594 code for a protein of 1194 amino acids. The transcript is spliced from 20 exons. NCBI's taxonomy places the organism in Eukaryota, Metazoa, Chordata, Actinopteri, Cypriniformes, Cyprinidae. Gene Ontology annotation, biological process: regulation of DNA-templated transcription. Gene Ontology annotation, molecular function: protein binding.
GUGAAAAAAGUAGUAAUAUUUUUUUAAAGGUUAAAAAAUACAUAUAUUUAAUAAAGGCUUUUUGAAGAAUUUAAUUAUUAUUUUUUUAUUACUAAUGAAUUAUUUUUAACUAUUAAUUAUUUUAAUGAGGCUUUUUCCUUCCAUUUUUUUUUCAUUAUGAUAUCAAGAUUUCAUUUUUGAACCCCUUCUCCCCCACCCCCCAAAAAAACUAAUGAAUGCAUUAAAAACAGUUAUUGUAUGUGCACAUUUUUUAAUGGAUCCAGACCGGACAAUGUGCAUCCUUGACCCUAUUACAAAAUCACUGAGCAAUUGAAAUUAUUUUUAGUGGGUACAUGAGCUCAUUUCGGCAGCCGGCUGAGUGCAAGUCAGUCUUGAGCAGCUAAAUGACAGCACAUAAGGAGUAUUCCCUAGACCUGCAAUUUACCACGACUCCGGUUACAUUUUCCAGCCUUUUCUUUGUCUCUUGGUGUUUACAAGGCCCUUGCUGCAUUCCUGCGAGCCGCUCAUUUGUCAAAUCUCCGUUCGGCUCCUACUUAACAAAAUGGUCGCCCUUCACCGUGACUGCAAGAAGGGGAGGAGAAUAAAACCAUCUGACAUGUUUGUCCAAACAUCUAAAUCCCGUGUUUAUUCACACCGGUAGUUUUCAGGGUAGAAUACGAGCAUUUUCCCGGUGAAUGGCAGCAGCAGCAGCAGCCCUCCCUGCAUUGCAGCAGUGUAUCAGAGCAGAGAGACACACAGCACCAGCCGCCCAAUCACGCGCCUCCGUGUGGCUCUCAAACCAAUCGGCAGCACACAGCUGAGGUUAAAGAUUGACAAUCGCUCUGAGAGCAGCAGGGAGAGCAAGGCCCUUCUGGAAAAUUCUGCACCUAUCUUUGUCUCAUCCCUCAUUGCCUUUAUAUCUGAAAAAAAAACACAUUUAAAAGGCUCAGCCUGAAGAAUCUGUGUACUGUGCCCGUAAAGAAAAAGUUUGGCUGAAGGAGGAGGGAAGGAGUCAGAUGCAAUUGAAGGGAUGGAAAUCGCAACACGAUCCAAGGUCUCUGAUCAAGGGUCAGCAGAAAGGACCAUCCCUAAGCGCAAGGUUUCCAGCCCUCCUCACUCCUCAAAUGGACACUCGCCUUCAGAAUCCUCCUCUAGUCCUGUAAAAAAGAAGAAGAAACCAGGAGCCGUUAAUAACAGUAAAGACCAGUCAGAACUAAGACAUGGUCCCUUUUACUAUGUGAAGCAGCCCGCACUCACCACAGACCCUGUUGAUGUUGUACCGCAGGACGGGCGGAAUGACUUCUACUGCUGGGUGUGCCACCGCGAGGGCCAGGUGCUCUGCUGUGAGCUCUGCCCGCGCGUCUACCAUGCUAAGUGCCUCAAACUGGCUGCAGAGCCCGAAGGAGACUGGUUCUGCCCUGAAUGUGAGAAAAUAACAGUUGCAGAGUGCAUAGAGACUCAGAGUAAAGCUAUGACGAUGCUCACAUUGGACCAGCUGUCUUUCCUGCUGAAGUUUGCUCUGCAGAAGAUGAAGCAGCCUGGGACGGAGCCGUUUCAGAAGCCAGUGUCGCUGGAACAGCAUCCUGAUUAUGCAGAGUAUAUAUUUCAUCCCAUGGAUCUCUGCACUUUAGAAAAGAAUAUUAAAAAGAAAAUGUACGGCUCCACUGAGGCUUUCCUGGCUGAUGUGAAGUGGAUUUUGCACAACUGCAUCAUUUAUAAUGGAGGCAACCAUAAACUUACAGCAACGGCUAAAGUUAUUGUGAAGAUCUGUGAACAUGAAAUGAAUGAGAUCGAGGUCUGUCCAGAGUGCUAUCUCUCUGCAUGCCAGAAAAGGGACAACUGGUUUUGUGAACCAUGUAGCAACCCCCACCCUCUGGUCUGGGCCAAGCUGAAGGGAUUCCCAUUUUGGCCUGCUAAAGCUCUUCGAGACAAAGAUGGACAAGUGGAUGCACGGUUCUUUGGGCAGCAUGACAGGGCCUGGGUUCCUAUUAACAACUGCUACCUCAUGUCCAAAGAGAUCCCCUUCUCUGUGAAGAAGACCAAGAGCAUCUUCAACAGUGCCAUGCAGGAGAUGGAAGUAUACGUAGAGAACAUCCGGAAAAAAUUUGGAGUCUUCAAUUACGCUCCAUUCCGCACACCUUACACACCAGACAACCAAUUCCAGAUGCUCCUGGAUCCCGCAAACCCUGGCGCGGGCUCCGUCAAACCUGAAAAACAGGAGAAGAUCAAGUUCAGCUUUGAUGUAACAGCAUCUCCUAAGUUGCUCGUGGGAAAGAGCAUGGUGUCCAGUGGAAACAUAGGAAGUGGAACAGGAAGGCGAAUCUCAAUGACGGACAUGCCUCGUUCACCAAUGAGUACUAACUCCUCUGCCCAUACGGGAUCUGAUGGAGAACAGGAGACUGCAGAGAAAGGUCAUGCGAGAGCGGCUCUGCCACAUUACAACACUGGAGAGGAGUCAGUGGACUGCACUGCAUCGCCUGCCCCUCCUAGAGCAGGCCUCACAGGAAACACCUUAGAGAGCCCUAAACCUUUCCAUUCACCAGCUCCCAGCACCCCUGUUAAACAGGAGAAGACCCCCACUACCGGCAGCAUCCUCAACCUCAACCUCGAUCGUAGUAAGGCAGAGAUGGACCUGAAGGAGCUGAGUGAAAGUGUCCAGCAACAACAGCAGCAGGGGGCUCAGCCCUCCCUCACCUCCCCUAAGAGACAGAUCAGGAGCCGUUUCCAACUCAACCUGGAUAAGACCAUCGAGAGCUGCAAAGCACAGCUGGGUAUAGACGAAAUAUCUGAGGAUGUGUAUAAAGGAGUAGAGCACAGUGAUUCAGAGGAAUCCGACAAGUCUGACUCCAGUGACAGUGAAUAUGGCAGUGAUGAUGAACAGAAAUCUAAGAGCGGCCAAGACGACAAAAACGCAGUUGAUGAUAAAAAUGAGAAAGAGCCACCCAAGAAAAAGUCAAAACCAUCGGUGGCUACUGGUGAGGACAAAGACAACAGCACAGAGUCUGCUGCAACAGCCAUUACAGCAACCAAAGGAGAAACCAGCCAAAAAACAAGCACCUCCGAGCCUAUAGCUAAAGACAAACCAGGUCUGGAUUCCGAGAAAGAACCUCCUGAGAAACUGAAAGCUGCUCCCGCAUCCCCAGAUUACAGAGAGAAACCCAAGGGCUCUGAAGAGGCCGUGCAGCCAGCAUCUGUGGAUGUAGACAUGGACUCGGACUCUGAGAGGGAGCUGGUCAUCGACCUGGGAGAAGAGCAGGCAGGGAAGGAGAGGAAGAGGAACAGGAAAGAUUCAGCCGCUGUCACCGCACUCAAAGAGACCACAGCCUCCAAACCUGAAGGUAAAGCCACUCCAGUUUCAAGCAGUCUAACCCAGCCUCAAAACUCAACGGUCCUUUCCUCCUCCCCGACUGUUAAGGACCCAUCUCAGUCCCCGUUGGCCGUACCGCUUAACAUAAUACCCCUCACAGCAGCUCCAACCAGCACCACUCUAACCUCCUCCACCCUCCCCAUCACCACUCCCUCCACCACCAACAGUUCCUCACCCAUCUCCACCAGCACAUUAAAGAAGCAGCGGCCUUUACUGCCUCGAGAGACUGUACCUGUGGUGCAGCAGGCUGUCGUGUGGAACCCCACCACCAAGUUUCAGACGUCCUCUCAAAAGUGGCACAUGCAGAAGGUGCAUAGGCAGCAGCAGGGCCAAACGCAACCAGCCACACAGGCGCAGGUGUUAACACAGGUGCAGCGCAGCCAACAACCGCAGCAGCAAGCGCAGGUCUCCUCAUCCUCAACGGGACAGCAGCCUUCAUCCAGCACCAGAUACCAAACACGACAGUCUGUGAAAACAGUACAACAGAAAGACCCUCCACACACCACCUCCACCUCCACCUCUGCCGUCACACUGGUGACCAGCACACCUGUAUCAGCCCCCAUGAUGGCAGGAACCACCGUCAGCUCUUCCUCUUCUUCAUCAACAUCCACAACUGGAGACUUCCAGAUCCCCACCACAUCUGCAGAUGUAGCAGCUGAUAUAGCAAAGUACACUAACAAAAUCAUGGAUGCAAUUAAAGGGACGAUGACUGAGAUAUAUAAUGACCUUACCAAAAGCACGUCGGGAAACACAAUAGCAGAGAUCAGACGGUUGCGAAUUGAAAUUGAAAAACUGCAGUGGCUGCAUCAACAAGAAUUAUCAGAGAUGAAGCACAAUUUAGAGCUAACCAUGGCAGAGAUGAGGCAGAGUCUUGAGCAGGAGCGAGAGCGAAUCGUGACGGAAGUCAAGAAACAGAUGGAGGUGGAAAAACAGCAGGCUGUAGAUGAAACUAAAAAGAAGCAAUGGUGUGCAAACUGCAGAAAGGAGGCCAUUUUCUACUGCUGCUGGAACACCAGCUACUGCGACUAUCCCUGCCAACAAGCACACUGGCCUGAGCACAUGAAGUCAUGCACACAGUCUGCAACAUCAUCACAGCAAGAACAAGAGUCAGAAGGCGGCACAGACGUUACUCCCAAAGCCCCUGGACAGCCAAACAACUCCCCUAGAGAGACUGUAUCUGCUACACCUGCAGACAAAGACAGUGAAGUGGAUAAAGCCAAGGACAGUGUCACUGUCACUAUGUCAUAGCUCACAUGUACAAAACAUACACUACAUCAGCACUUAUGUCUGUACAGCUGUACAUAGAUGUUGUCAAAUUCUUCACUACAAAAAUGGUUUUAACUAACGUUUGUCUUGCCUGAUUGUGCUUUUGUGUUUUGUUUGUUUGUUUUUUUCUGUGUAUGACUGUCUGAAUGUUCCAAAUCUAAGACACAAAGACCACCCAAACAUUUCCUUCUGUAGGUUUGAGAGGGUUGUCUGCUUCUUUGUUGGGUUCGAUUCUAAACAAAAAAAGACCAGUUUAUUUAUUUAAUUUUUUAAAGUCGUCUUGGGCUCUGAUAACUUCUAAGUUUAUCUUUUUAAUGUUGCCAAAAUAUAUUUAUAAUAUUCCGAAAGCCUCAUCUGCUGGUAAUCUUUCAAAGAUGAGUCACUUUUUUUUUUUUUUUUUUUUUAGUUGCAAAAGCUAGUACAGAAUGUAGUUAUUUUUAGUUUUAGUUUUUUAAGAAGAGUAUUGUAUUGUUUUCAUAUCUUAUUCAUGCUAUUUCAUCAAAAGAACAUUUGGUUAUAUAAAGACUACAUUAUAUCUUGAUACAACGUUUAAACACUGUUUCGCAAAAUAUGACUACUUUAUCACUAUCUUGUUCGAUUGUGUGUCUCCAUGGAAAAGAGAUGGUUAAAACAUGUUGUAAAACUGUAUUAUCACUAGAUAAGAGUGAGUAUUAUUAAUCUGAGGUUCUGUUCAUUUGAUUUCCUGUAUCUUAAAUGCCUUUGGUUUUUCUGUUUCGCCUGCUGUUCACGUCUGUGAUCUUUUGAUGUUGAAGUUUGUAACAUCUGUAGGAUCUCAUGGUUCUCUUUUUGAGUUUACCUUAAAGUCGAAAGGUAGUGUUAGAUCAUUGAUGAAUGAUAGAUUUUGUCAUGUUUAUAUUGUUGGUGUCAAAGAAUUGUUAAGAUGAGUAAUUUAUGUUUACUUUUUUUUUUUUUAAAGUACCCAGUUCAUUUUAUUUGAACAUUGGUGAAAUUUAUUAUUUUUUUAAUUCUAUUUUAAUAUUAACAGGACUGUAACUUCACACCAGUACAGUACUGUUUUUGUUAGUUAUAAUUUUGCAUAUAUCAUUCAUACGAUGCUGUAUUCUCAAUGUUUGAAGAACAGAUUCUUAAGAACCCAUAAGAUACUGUAUCUAUGAACCACAAACAGAAACAUUCCUGUAUGUUAUGCUGUUAAUAGUGCAAACAUAUGUUAUUUCAAACCAUAUACAGAAAAGGAGAGCGGUUGAGAGUGGCUGUCAGUCUAAAGAAGAAUAGAUCGAUGUUUACAUAUUGUAUAUAAAUAAAGAUCUGGUGGUCUAAAUUGUAAUUUAAUAGUUUUUGUAUGGUGCAAGUGAAUUAAAGAGAACACCUGAUAAAAGUGUUUCACAUUGGAGUCA